UUAAAAUAUAUUAUAUGUAUGUUAUAUUAUUUAAAUUUAAUUAUGUACCAUAUCAAAAAGAAAAAAUGUAGUUUGGAUUAAUAAAAUUUAUUUAUAUGUUCACACCAAUAAAUAAUUACUGACUUUUUAAUUAUCCAAUAUAUAUUUAUUAUUUCAUAAUAUAUAAAAAUCAUAUAAUCCAUAAAAUAAUUUUUGUAUAAAAUGUUGAUUCUGUGCAAAACACGAAUUUUAACUUAGUUUAUAUCAUAAUAAAUCAGCGUUAAAAUAAAAGAAAAGAUGGUUACAAUGAACAAAUAAUAAUAGUUGGAAAGAUGUAUAUUUGGUGAGUAGUCAUACUAAGUUUAGACUAAAAUUAUGUUAUUUUAUUCGCGGAAAUUGCUUGGAAUUUUCAAGAGGCCGUUUCGGAUUUGAGUUCCUGUCUUCAUAGUCAAAGAAGAAAAAUCAAUCUAUAAUAGUCCUUUCGUGAUUAUAAUUGAGCUGCAAUAGAACUCGUCUUCAGGAGCUUACUCUAGUUGUUUUCCUCUGUCGGCCAUGAAGUGUUUAGGAGUAUCUACAUGUUUGAUGCUUAAGAUGAACUUAUUAGUAUCUGUGGGUUCCUUUUCUUAAUUUCUUAUUUAUUCUUCGAAAUCUUUUACGAAAUCCUGGGAGGUUAAUCUAUCUACCGAGGAGGGCGCUCCCGAUCUUCCUAUAGACCAAAAUAGUUAUGAUAGCUGCAUUAUUUUAGCAUUCAUAUCCCAGUGAUUUAUCAGAGUCAUGUGUUAUCUUCCUGUCAAUCUUCUAACGAAGUGAUUUGCAUUUCCUAUCUUUUAUUUAGUUAGACAAAAGAUGUAACGGGUGGACCAAUUCAACUUAGAGAUAUAAAUCCUUUCUUUCCUUUUCUUUCAACGAAACUGUGAAACGAGACGUGGCAAGUAGGAAGUGGCUACCAAAAAAAAAAAGUAAUGUUUCUAAAGACUUUCUUGCCAAAGUAUUUGGAUUCACACGCUAUUUUGACUACGGCUGGUUGACACUUGACACUGACAGUGUUAACUUGGAGUCAACUCUUAUAAUCGAUCUUGAGCAAGAUUUAACCAAGACAACUAAACACCACUUUUUCGACAGAUCAGUUGGAAGAAAAGAGAUCCCAAGAGGUGACUAUUGUUUUUAUUUCUUUAGUUUUCUCAUUUCUUGUCAAGGAAAGUGCUUUGAUAUAUUGCAUUUUGCAAAUCUUCUUUUAUCUCAAUUAGUUCAUGUCUCUUUAGAAAGUUAUGAGUACACUAAUUCUGUAAAUUUUUCCAAGAAAAUAUGAUCUAAAACAUAAACUCCCCGUCCUGGAUUUCCUCUAGUGAUUAUUGAUAUAAAUAUACUAUUUCUACUUCCAUGGUUAAGCAGGAGACAUAUGGCUGAGACACUUUUGUCGUUUGGAGUUCAGAAGCUUUGGGAGCUUCUUGCCCGAGAAUCUGAUCGAUUUAAGGAAGUUAACGAGCAACUUACUGUACUGAAAAGUGAUGUCAACUUGCUUAGGUCCUUCUUAACAGAUGUAGAUGCCAAGAAACAUGCAAGUUCAGUGGUUAGAAACUGUGUGGAAGAGAUCAAGGAAAUCGUUUUCGACGCUGAGGAUGUAAUCGAAACAUUUAUUUUGAAGAAAGAUCUUGGACAAACAAGUGGAAUCAGGAAGCGCAUCAGAAGACUUGCUUUCACCAUAGCGGAUCGCAGGGAACUUGUGUCUCAAAUGGAAGGCAUAAGUAAGAGAAUCUCCAAGGUGAUCCGAGAUAUGCAAAGUUUUGGGGUGCAACAGAUGAUUGUCAAUGGCAGCGGGUAUUCAGACACUAUCCAAGAAAGACAAAGGGAGAUGAGACAUACUUUUCCUAGCGACAACGAAAGCGAUCUUGUGGGUUUGGAGGAAAAGGUGAAGAAAUUGGUUGGCUAUUUGGUAGAAGAAGAGAGCAUUCAAGUGGUUUCUAUAUGUGGAAUGGGUGGUAUUGGCAAAACUACCCUGGCUCGCCAAGUUUUUAGUCAUGAGAUGGUUAAGAAACAUUUUGAUGGAGUUGUGUGGGUUUGUGUGUCACAACAGUUUACACGAAAAUAUGUGUGGCAGACUAUCUUUCAGCGGUUUAGUUCCAAUCACGAUGAAAACAGAGGGUCCGAUAUGACUGAAGAUGAGCUUCAAGACAAACUUUUUCGACUACUCGAAACUAGCAAAUCUUUGAUUGUCCUGGAUGAUAUGUGGAGAGAAGAUGAUUGGGACAAUAUAAAGCAUGUGUUUCCACCAACAAAAGGAUGGAAGGUAUUAUUUACUUCUCGCAACGAGAACGUUGCACUACGCGCAGAUCCAGAAUGCGUAACUUUCAAACUAAAGUGCUUAACCCCAAAAGAAAGUUGGACACUUUUUCGAAGGAUAGCUUUUCCUAGGAAAGACACAUCAGAGUUUAAGGUUGAUGUAGACAUGUUAGAGAUGGGCAAGAAAAUGAUAAAACAUUGUGGAGGACUACCAUUGGCUGUCAAAGUGUUAGGAGGCUUGUUAGCUGCCCAACCCACUUUAAGUGAGUGGAAAAGGGUUUAUGAGAAUAUUGGAUCUCACUUGGCAGGAAGAACUAGUUUUAAUGAUGGAUAUUGCAAUUCAGUUCAUAGUGUACUGUCUCUAAGCUUCGAAGAGUUGCCUACUUUUUUGAAACAUUACUUCCUCUACCUCGUCCAUUUUCCCAGAGAUUAUCAAAUCAGUGUGGAGAAUUUAUCCUAUUAUUGGGCUGCAGAAGGAAUACCAAGGCCGAGUUAUUCCGAGGGAGCAACAAUUGAAGAAGUCGCAGAGGGGUACAUAGCAGACUUGGUGAAGAGAAACAUGGUUAUUUCUGAAAAAAAUGCUUCUACUUCAAAAUUUGAAACAUGUCACUUACAUGACAUGAUGAGAGAAGUUUGUCUGCUUAAAUCUGAAGAAGAGAAUUUCCUACAAAUUGUUCACGGUUCAUCAUCGUCAACUGCAUGCUCUAAAUCUCAUCGUAAAUCUCGCAAACUCGCUGUACAUCGGGCUGAUGAAACAUUUAGUAUGGAGAAGGAAGUGUAUAGUCCAAACCUUAGGUCUCUCUUGUUUAUUUGGGGUUCAGACUGGAGGGCGUCAGGUUUAUUCUUUGACAGGCUAAAAAUGAUGAGGGUUUUGGAUCUCUCUAGAGCGCAUUUUGAAGGAGGGAAGAUACCAUCUAGCAUUGGAAAACUCAUCCAUUUAAGAUAUCUAAGUUUAUAUAAAGCACAUGUAUCUCGUCUACCUUCUUCAAUGCGGAAUUUGAAGCAGCUGGUCUAUUUAAAUUUAUGCUUAUAUGCGAGAUAUCCAGUUUAUGUGCCAAACAUUUUUAAAGGCAUGCAAGAAUUGAGAUACCUUUCAUUACCUUCAGGGAGAAUGCAUGAUAAGACAAAGUUGGAAUUAGGUAACCUGAUCAACUUGGAGACGUUGAAGUUCUUCUCAACAAAGCAUAGCAGUGUGACGGAUCUUCACUGUAUGACAAGACUAAGGAAUCUCUUAAUCAUAUUCAACCAAGAGGGGUGUACUAUGGAAACGCUAUCUUCGUCUUUAAGUAAACUGAGACAUCUGGAAAGUCUUAACAUAGAUUACAAUCACUUCAAGGUUUUUGCUCCAACAAAUGAUGAAAAUGGAUUUGUUUUGGAUUGUAUUCAUCUAAAAAAGCUGGAGUUGUGUAUAUACAUGCCAGGGUUACCUGAUGAGAAGCACCUUCCUUCUCACCUUACAACCAUAUCUCUAACUGGUUGUCGUUUGAAAGAGGAUCCAAUGCUGAUUCUAGAGAAAUUGUCACACUUGAAAGAGGUUGAUUUAGGGAAAAGAUCAUUCUGUGGGAAGAGAAUGGUUUGCUCGAGGGGUGGGUUUCCUCAGUUGCAGAUGCUAUUAUUUCUUGGAUUACAUGAGUGGGAAGAGUGGAUAGUAGAAGAAGGUUCAAUGCCCCUUCUUCAUACUCUCGAUGUUAGUUAUUGUGCAAAAUUAAAGGAGGUUCCUAAUGGGAUACAAUUUCUCACUUCUUUAAAAGAUCUGUGUAUGGGAGAGGAAUGGAAGAAGAGACUAUCAGAAGGAGGAGAAGAUUAUUACAAAGUCCAACACGUCAUUUCUGUUCGGUUUGGAGGGAAAGCUUGAUUUUAUACUAGGUAAAAUAUUAUAACCACACAUCUAAAAAUUUGAGAGGAAAAUUUGUUGUCUUGAUGAGUUUGUUGUGUGUAAUCAGGACCUACAAUUUAUGUCUUCAUGUCUGCAGGGGGAUUAUCCGGCGUCGAUUAGGAACCUUAGCCUCACCGACUGGAUAUUGUCUCCAUCCACUAAUUAACGCUCAUCGUCCACUAAUCAUCGCUUUUCCAUCGUCCAGGUCAUUGAUAUGACCAUCGAUCUAUCACCACCAUCCAAGUAAGGUCCCAGCUCCAAUCAAUGGCAAUGGCAGGUAGCAGUGUCCAUAGCCAGCCCUAGGCUAAAGCUGGUAAAACCCAUGCUUUAGACACCAAAUUAUGUUAUAGUUUUAAGGGGCAGCAAAAUUGUUAAAGUUCAUGGUUCGGAAUAUUACUUUAAAGUAAACAUGGAGUGUUCGAAGUCUUAAAUGUACACAUCACAUGCUAAACAUCACAUGCUAAACAGGUGAACAUAUUCUAUGUGUUUCUUAUGUGUAUUAAUUUUCUUACUACUGCAUUAACCAACAUUCUAGAGUUUUCUCUGCAGCCCUUUGUUUUUUUCUUAUCACAAUUUUCCCGGGUUGUCUAUUUCUUAGGUUUUGGACUAAAAGAGGCUAUGAUCCACGGAAAGGUCAUGAGUCUCGUGUGUGAAUUGUGUCUCUCUCUAUAAACAUUCAUUUAAAAUGAAUGGUAUGUGAUAUGGUAAAGUAGAAUUCUCAUUUUAUGUACCUUCAAAAUCAGACUAGAACAGAAAAGUUUGUCAAAUCUCUUCCUUUUUUCUGCAUCCAGUCUGCAGGUGUAUGUUAAACCUUUAUACCUCGAAUUCUUUUUUUUUGAACAACUUUUACCUCAAAUUCAUUUGUGUAUUUUUAUCCGAUUCCAAAGAAUGGAGUCAGGGUUCCACCUGAAUUAAGGGGGUAUUGUGAUGCCAAUUCAACUAACAAGUAAGCGUUUCCUAUUUUCUUAUAAGCUCAUUCCUUUUUCUAUUGAAAAUGGGACAAAAACAUAAAAAAAAAACAUUAUAACAUUUAUUUGAAAGUAUUGAUCAGUGGUGAAAAUAUAUAAAAGGAUGGGAAGUGUGUCCAAAUUCUCCAGAAACCACUUAGAUACAAAUUAUACAAAGAAAAAAAUUAAAAAUUUGGAAACAUUUAAACAACCAGCACAUAUGCUCUAUUAACAAAUUCAUAAAUAAUAAGUUACUAGGUUAAAAGUCGUGCCUUGUGCAGAAUAAUCAUUGUGUAUAUGAAUUCCUUUAACGUAUUACUGCCUCUAUUCCUAAAAGAUUCAUGUUAUAGUUUUUUUCACACUUAUUAAGAAAACAUAUAAUAUUGUAUUUCUCAAUACAUUGUUUUUCUUAAUUAACUAUUUCCAAUAAAUUUUUAACCAAUGAUAUUUUAUUAAACCAAUUGUAUUUUUUUAAAAGUACAAAUUUUCAUUAGUUAAUGUAUUGAAAAUGUAAAAAAUCUAUCUUUUUGAAACAAUUUUUUUUUCUAAAACAUGGAUCUUAUAGGAACGGAGGGAGUAUUAUUUUUUAUUUUUAUAUAUUAUGAAAUAAUAAAAUAAUAAACAUAUAUUAAAUAAUUAAAAAUUCAGUAACUAUUAUUUAUAUAAUUAAAUUGGCGCAUGAACAUAAAUCAAAAAAAUAACUCUUGUUUAUUUACUAUAAUUUUAUGGUAAAUAAAUCCAAACAUUCACUUUUGUAUAUUUAUAUGGUAUAUAAUUAAAUUUAAUUGAUAUUAAUAUAUAUAGUAUAUUUUCAUAUAAGUAUAUAUUAAAUAAGGUUUCAUACUCAUUUUUUUUUAUUAUCACUUGUAUCUUCUUAAAUCAUUGAUAACCAGAUUUUCAAUAUGAAACUUUUAAUAUUUUUAGUAAUUUAUAAUUAUCCUAAAAAUUUAAUGCAAAUUUCAAAAUUAAAAUAUUAAGUUCUCAAUUUUUUGUUGAAUGCAAAUUUUGAAAUUAAAAAAUUAUGUAUUUUCUAUGGUAUACAUUUUAAUUUACAGGAUUUUUAAAUUAUGUAUUUUAAUCUGAAAAUUUAUUAAACAAGACUUUAUACUUAUAUGGUUUGAAGAUUAUUUGUAUUUUGUUAUAAUAAAAACUUUAAUCACUAAUCACAAAAUUUUCAAUAUGAAACUUUAACGAUUUUAGUAAUUUAUAGUUAUUUUUAAUUUAGUUAACUAAAUAUAUUAAUUGUAAACUAAAAAUUUAAAGCAGGAAAAAAGGAGUUAGAAUGAACCAUAUAUAAAAACAUUCAAGAGGAGUAAAAAAAAAGUAAAACAACAAACCAGAUUAGGGAAAGAAAAAUGACUAAAAUAAAAAGAAAAAAAGGCACACCAAUUUAUACAUAUCUUACAUUACUAUAUUAUAAAUAAAUGUACAAUUUUCAAUCAAAUAAUAAAUAAUGCCUAUUACAUUUCAAAUAUAAAUUAUUAUUUUUAUUACUGAAGAACAUUAAAAAUUAAACAUCCUACAUUAAAAUUUUAAUAAAAUAACAGAAAAUAAAGGAACAUAAUUAAAAAAUUGAAAAUAAUAAA
Brassica rapa (field mustard) is the source of this 6668-nucleotide messenger RNA. Its product is annotated as probable disease resistance protein At1g59620. The record is from RefSeq and is a predicted model, not a curated record. Gene Ontology annotation, molecular function: ADP binding. Lineage: Eukaryota; Viridiplantae; Streptophyta; Magnoliopsida; Brassicales; Brassicaceae. Gene Ontology annotation, biological process: defense response to other organism.